Epinephelus moara (kelp grouper) is the source of this 1075-nucleotide messenger RNA. RefSeq lists its product as uncharacterized. Lineage: Eukaryota; Metazoa; Chordata; Actinopteri; Perciformes; Serranidae. The record is from RefSeq and is a predicted model, not a curated record. Bases 1 to 822 code for a protein of 273 amino acids. The transcript has a single exon.
AUGGCUGAGGUAGAAGACCUUCAAACUGAGGAGGAAGGAGUUGCACUGGAAGUAGAGCAUGUGUCGUCUACAGAGGAGGCUUAUGUCAGAGUUUUUUACACCACGCGGGGCAAGCAAGAAGACGAGAGCCUCUCAGUCACACAGCCUCUGCUUCAGCACAAACAUCAGGACAGCCGUGAUGAGAAUCACAAAGCAGACACGCGAACAGCGACAGAUGGGACUGGCCGAAAGACAUCUGUUCCACAAGAGCUGGAAUUGGCUGGCAGGGAUGAGCCCGGCUGCAGUGGAAGUGUCAGGAGUUUGUGCAGUGACAGCAGUCGGCACGAGUGCCCCAUCUGCAGCGAGCGGUUCACCUCGCACGGAGAUCACCGCGUCACCUUACUCAACUGCAACCAUGAACUGUGCCACCACUGUGUGGCUGGCAUCAUGAAGCGCGCCAAAGACCAGGGCCGACUGCGGUGCCCCUUCUGUCGACAGACCACUCCGUUAGCGCACUGGGAGAUCAGAAGACUGCAGGAGGAGUUGUACAGUAACAGCUUUUAUGAACCUGGACCACCCCUCAUCAUCAAUCCUGUCCCUGAACUUCAAUCUGUCCCAGUAUCACAGUUUUGCUGCUUUGCUGUGGAGGGGCAGCUGGAGACACACACACACAUAUGUGGAUGCUGCCCUUCCUGCACUGUCAGAGGCCUCAGACUGGUGCGACCACACUCCCUGUGCUUGUCCAUGAGUGCCCUGCUGCUGCUCUUCAUGGUGCUGCUGGGCUACCUCCUCUACAUGCUUGUUCCUGUUAUAAUAAUGAACGUGCUUUUCAGUGACGGCUGAGUUCAUAGCCAAUCCUUUGAGUGACUUCAGCUGGCUGACUUCUGCAAAAACUGCCUGUUAGUUAUUUUGAUACCAUUACAAAGAAGUGACAAACACCUGCAUGGCUGGGAACAUACAGUGCCGCUUUAAGGGAAGUUUUCCCUUAGUUACUCUGCAAUGUCAAAUCUCAUUUAUACUUCCACUGUUUUAAUAACCUCAUUUAUUAUUUGUCAUGAUUAUUCCACACUCACCUUUGGACUCAGUCAUUUCUGAU